Diversispora eburnea is the source of this 609-nucleotide messenger RNA. NCBI's taxonomy places the organism in Eukaryota, Fungi, Glomeromycota, Glomeromycetes, Diversisporales, Diversisporaceae. The record is from the annotation of a GenBank genome assembly.
AUGGCAACCACAUUUUCAGGAAUUACGAAUAUAUUUUGGGUUAGUGGGGUUAGUAGUCAUUCAAUUAAUUCGAUUCAUGAUAAUUCAGAAUCAAAGUCAAUUAGCCAAAUCGAAAAUGAAGUUAAUGCAACAAUAUGCGAAGUACAUAAUGAUGUUGAUGUGGAUAUUAUAGAAUUUGAAUUGUCACAUAUUAAGGAUAAGAAACGUGAUAAAAUUUUUGAAGCGAUCCAUAAUAUUUUUAGCGUCGAAAUUAUUGACAAUGAAUUUUUUAUAAAAUUUGAUGGUGGAAUAAAAACCGAAAUACAUAGAAAGUUGGAAAAUUCAUUUAACCAUCAACUUCCAACUUGGUGGACUGAGAUUAAUACAGUAUGUGUGGUUAAUGGUAAUCAGUAUCGACCUGAUGUAGAUGGUAAACCACGACUUGAUCAAAGAUUUUCUCCUAUUAUUAAUUCAUGUCCACCACCAUUGUUAUGGAUUGAGGUGAUCUAUGACAGACCUAUCGAUCGUGAUAAUGCCAUAAAUAAAAUAACACGCAUUCAACCUCACUGUCCAAACACAGAAUUUGUAAUCAUCGUUCUUCCAAUUAUUGGACUUGACUUCCCCUUUUAG